UGGGCAUUUAUGGCGAGCCCAUGGAGACGGCUCGUCCAAAUGACGCCAUGAAUUCUCAAUCGGCGUUAACCAAAUCGAUGUUACUAGGCUUCCGUUUCGACUCGGACUCCGAAACCGGCCGGGGUUAUCCGUGAGUGCAAGCGGCCGGAGAGAGAGACCGCUUGCGUGCUUGGAGAGACCGGUGAUGGCGGUGGACAUGGGGAAGCUGCGGUGGGGGGAGCUGGAGGACGACGCGGAGGACCUCGACUUCCUGCUGCCGCCGCGGGUGGUAGUCGGGCCCGACGAGAACGGGGUGAAGAAGGUGACCGAGUACCGGUUCGACGACGAGGGCAACAAGGUCCGGGUCACCACCACCACCCACGUCCGCAAGCUCACCCGUGCCCGCCUUAGCAAGCGCGCCCUCGAGCGCCGCUCCUGGCCCAAGUUUGGUGACGCCGCCCACGAGGACGCCGGCGCCCGCCUCACCAUGGUCUCCACCGAGGAGAUCCUCCUCGAGCGCCCCCGCGCUCCCGGCAGCAAAGCAGAAGAACCAAAGGUUGCAGGGGAUCCACUGGCUGCCAUGGGCAAAGCCGGUGCUGUCCUCAUGGUGUGCAGGACUUGUGGCAAGAAGGGUGACCACUGGACGUCCAAGUGCCCCUACAAGGAUCUCGCCCCGCAAACAGACAGUUUCGUCGACAAGCCCCCAGGUGCUGAAAGUGCAGCUUCAUCUGCGGGCACCGGCAAGGGUGCCUACGUGCCCCCAAGCAUGAGAGCCGGUGCAGAGAGGAGUGGCACUGAGAUGAGGCGUCGGAACGAUGAGAACUCGGUUCGUGUAACCAAUCUCUCGGAAGACACCCGUGAGCCUGACCUGUUGGAGCUCUUUCGGACAUUUGGCCCUGUGACUCGUGUCUAUGUUGCUGUGGACCAGAAGACUGGAGUUAGUCGAGGAUUUGGUUUUGUCAACUUCGUCAAUAGGGAAGAUGCGGAGCGAGCCAUCAACAAACUUAACGGCUAUGGCUAUGACAACCUUAUCCUACGGGUUGAGUUGGCGACUCCACGGCCAAAUUGAGGUGCUGCAAUCUGCAAGCUUUUUAGCAUAUUAUUACAUGUUCUUAAGACAGCUUCAGUGGCUUCAUAAUUUUGACCUAAAAGUACGUUUGAAUCUUUCAUAAUUCGAACAGGACAGUAAUGCAUUUAUGUUAAGCUCA
Musa acuminata AAA Group (dessert banana) is the source of this 1187-nucleotide messenger RNA. RefSeq lists its product as uncharacterized. Bases 185 to 1048 code for a protein of 287 amino acids. Gene Ontology annotation, cellular component: cytoplasm; eukaryotic translation initiation factor 3 complex. Lineage: Eukaryota; Viridiplantae; Streptophyta; Magnoliopsida; Zingiberales; Musaceae. The record is from RefSeq and is a predicted model, not a curated record. The transcript is spliced from 2 exons. Gene Ontology annotation, molecular function: RNA binding; translation initiation factor activity.